GCACCGAAACUAAGAUGAAGACGAGUGCACAAGAAUUCAGCUCAAACAACAGAGUGAGGAAAUGGGGAAGGAAGAAUGAAGGAAAACUCUGGUGUGCUCUAGAAAACUCUCUCCGCAAGGAACCGACUCCAUUAAUGAUGUUUUAGUUCAAUUUAGGGCAAAGAGAUUAAAAAUGGAGAGCGAUCAAUCAAUUAAUCGGUGAAGAAGAAUUCAAUUGCUUUCGUAGUCGGGAAAUUUUUGCGAUCAUGGAGAGCAGCGGAGGGGGGAGGAAAUGGAGAGGAAUGUUGCCUCUGCUAGCAAUUCACGCAGUGAAUGAGUACUACAGGCUGCCGUGGAAACCUCCAAUCACGGCGGGGCUUCUCGCAGCCAAUACACUCAUCUAUUUGCGGCCAGCCUUCCUUCAUCCCCUCCUCCCUUCUAUUCGCGACGUCUGCUUCAAUCCUUACCUCAUUCUCAAAUAUGGGGACCUAAAACGCUUCUUCCUCUCGCCAUUCUACCAUAUUGGGGAGUCUCACCUGGUAUUCAAUAUGAUGUCUCUCCUGUGGAAGGGUAUCCAGCUGGAAACUUCAAUGGGAAGUACCGAAUUCGCAGUGAUGGUUGCAUCAUUACUUGCUAUGUCCCAGGGUAUUACGCUGUUAAUAGCCAAGUCGCUCCUCUUGUUCUUUGACUAUGGUAGACCUUUCUAUUCUGAAUAUGCUGUUGGAUUCUCUGGUGUUCUAUUUGCGAUGAAAGUUGUCCUCAAUUCUCAGUCUGAUAACUACACAUAUGUGCAUGGACUAAUGGUACCUGCACGGCAUGCGGCAUGGGCUGAAUUGGUUCUUGUCCAAAUGUUUGUUCCUGGAGUCUCAUUUCUUGGCCACCUUGGUGGGAUACUUGCUGGAAUUCUAUAUUUGAAGUUGAAAAGAACUUACUCAGGUUCAGACCCACUUACUCGGAUAAUCAAUAAUCUUGCUGGUGCAUUGAGCUGGCCUUUAAGGUUUGUGAAAGGCUUAUUUCGUAUCAGGCAGCAAAGGAUUUCUGGACGGGGAGCUGUUGGUGGGAGUCAAGGAGGAAGGACUCUAACAAGGGUAUGGAGGUGCCGAGCAUGCACAUAUGAUAAUUCUAGUUGGUUGAGUGUAUGUGAAAUGUGUGGGAGUAGCCGAGGUGGUGGAUUGCCAUCCGAUCAAGUGCCCCAUCAGUUUGAUGAUUUGUCAGUGGAAGAGAUACGCCGUCGAAGGAUUCAAAGAUUUGGUUGAUAAAAUAAUUUCGGUGAUGAACUAUAUUGACUAAUGCUAGGAAUAACCAUACCUCGUAUGUCUGAUUACCCAUGGUCAUUGAUUCGGUAUUGUGCUCAUUCCAACAGCUCUUGGACAUCGGGUGAACGUUCAGUAGAUGCAAGAGGGUUAUGCUUUCACUUUGUUAUGAUGUAUAUUCCUCAUCUUUUUUCAUUGUUGUCUUUAGAAGAAAUGGCAUAUAUCCAUUGAAAUGUUUGCGUGUGUUUUAGAUAAAACUUCAGUUGUGGUCUUAUUUUUCAUAUAUUUUUGAUAGAGAUUAAGUAGAAAAAGAGGUACAUGAAUAUAGAGGAAUAUGAUUGGGCUUCCCUGUUAGUUCUCGGAAGGGUUUGGGAUUUGUUUCCAUUGUGAUAUUUUAUGACUAUCAAUAUAUUUUUGAUUAUAGAGAUUA
This is a messenger RNA of Mercurialis annua (annual mercury), 1662 nucleotides long. RefSeq names its product rhomboid-like protein 14, mitochondrial. Gene Ontology annotation, cellular component: membrane. Bases 246 to 1235 code for a protein of 329 amino acids. Gene Ontology annotation, molecular function: serine-type endopeptidase activity. The record is from RefSeq and is a predicted model, not a curated record. NCBI's taxonomy places the organism in Eukaryota, Viridiplantae, Streptophyta, Magnoliopsida, Malpighiales, Euphorbiaceae. The transcript has 2 exons.